Molecule: messenger RNA, 930 nt
Organism: Tupaia belangeri chinensis (Chinese tree shrew)
Lineage: Eukaryota; Metazoa; Chordata; Mammalia; Scandentia; Tupaiidae
Product: olfactory receptor 13A1
Exons: 1
Coding region: 1-930 (309 amino acids)
Biological process (GO): G protein-coupled receptor signaling pathway
Cellular component (GO): membrane
Molecular function (GO): G protein-coupled receptor activity; olfactory receptor activity
Source: RefSeq, a predicted model, not a curated record
AUGGCAGCAAACAACCACACAGCUGUCACCGAGUUUAUCCUGCAGGGUUUCUCUGAAGACCCUCAGCUCCAGGCCUUCUUUUGGGCCUUUUUCUUCCUUCUUUACCUAAUGGCUCUUGCAGGAAACAUUCUCAUUGUCACAGCCAUCAGCUUGAACCCAGGCCUUCAUACCCCAAUGUACUUUUUUCUCACCAACUUGGCCCUUUUAGACAUUGUCUGCACAUCUACUGUUCUCCCCAAACUGUUGGAGGGUCUGGCGGUCAAAGGUAGCACCAUCUCCUACCAGGGCUGUAUGACUCAGCUCUUCUUCCUGACAUGGUGUCUGGGGGCUGAACUGCUGCUGCUCACAGUCAUGGCCUAUGACCGCUAUGUGGCCAUUUGUCGGCCAUUGCACUACAGCACGUGGAUGAGCUGGCCUCUGUGCAUCCUGCUAGCGGGCAGCAUGUGGAUGAUCAGUGGCGUGAACACAUCUGUUCAGACGGGGCUGAUGACACAGCUUAGUUUCUGUGGCCCGUGUGAAGUCAGUCACUUUCUAUGUGAAGUCCCCACUCUGCUGCUGUUGUCCUGUAGCCCAACAACUCUGAACAACAUCAUGAUAGUCAUUGCAGACAUUUAUUUUGGAGUGGUCAACUUCCUCCUGACCAUGGCAUCCUAUGGCUGCAUCAUCACCAGCAUCCUGCGCAUUCGCUCAGCAGAGGGCAAGCGACGGGCCUUCUCCACCUGCUCUUCCCACCUGCUGGUGGUCUGCAUGUACUACUCCACGGUCAUCUAUACCUACAUCCUCCCAGGCUCGGGCUCCUCCUUGGAAAAUGGCAAAGUGGUGGCAGUGCUAUACACGGCAAUCAGCCCCACCCUGAACCCCCUCAUCUACUCUCUGCGGAACAAAGACGUCAAAGUAGCCCUCAGAAAAGUGUUUCUGUGUGUUUGGUAA